Pongo pygmaeus (Bornean orangutan) is the source of this 897-nucleotide messenger RNA. RefSeq names its product olfactory receptor 13H1-like. NCBI's taxonomy places the organism in Eukaryota, Metazoa, Chordata, Mammalia, Primates, Hominidae. Gene Ontology annotation, molecular function: olfactory receptor activity; G protein-coupled receptor activity. The record is from RefSeq and is a predicted model, not a curated record. Gene Ontology annotation, biological process: G protein-coupled receptor signaling pathway. Gene Ontology annotation, cellular component: membrane.
AUGGCCAUGGACAAUGUUACAGCAGUGUUUCAGUUUCUCCUUAUUGGCAUUUCUAACUAGCCUCAAUGGAGAGACACGUUUUUCACAUUAGUGCUGAUAAUUUACCUCAGCACAUUGUUGGGGAACGGAUUUAUGAUCUUUCUUAUUCACUUUGACCCCAACCUCCACAUUCCAAUGUACUUCUUCCUUAGUAACCUGUCUUUCUUAGACCUUUGCUAUGAAACAGCUUCCAUGCCCCAGGCUUUGGUGCAUUGUUUCUCUACCCAUCCCUACCUCUCUUAUCCCCGAUUUGUCUCCUUGGCUUUGGCCACAGCAGAGUGCCUCCUACUGGCUGCCAUGGCCUAUGACCGUGUGGUUGCUAUCAGCAAUCCCCUGCGUUAUUCAGUGGUUAUGAAUGGCCCAGCUGCUACCUCAUGGGGGACAUCACUUGUGCUCACUGCCAUGCUCAUCCUAUCCCUGAGGCUUCACUUCUGUGGGGCUAAUGUCAUCAACCAUUUUGUCUGUGAGAUUCUCUCCCUCAUUAAGCUGGCCUGUUCUGAUACCAGCCUCAAUGAACUUAUGAUCCUCAUCACCAGUCUCUUCACCCUGUUGCUACCAUUUGGGUUUGUUCUCCUCUCCUACAUACGAAUUGCUAUGGCUGUCAUAAGGAUUUGCUCACCCCAGGGCAGGCUCAAGGCCUUUACCACAUGUGACUCUCACCUAACCAUGGUGACAAUCUUCUAUGGGGCAGCCAUCUCCAUGUAUAUGAAACCUCAGUCCAAGUCCUCCCCUGACCAGGACAAGUUUAUCUCAGUGUUUUAUGGAGCUUUGACACCCAUGUUGAACCCCCUGAUACAUAGCCUGAGAAACAAAGAUGUUAAAGGGGCAAUAAGGAAAGUUAUGUUGAAAAGGAUAUGA